GUGAUGUGUGUGUGUGUGUGUGUGGGCAGGUGAGCGUCGGUAGAGGAAGACAGGGACAGACUAACAACUGCACACAGUCUAAAAGCUGCCAGAGAUGACUUUAAUACAACUUUUACAUUGAUGCGAGCUGAGAGGACAUAAAUCCACCAUGGUUAAUUUAGGAGUAUGUUGUGCCAGCCUCAAGGACAACAAAGCCCUGAUGAAGAUGGGUCUGGGGCUGGUGCUGGUGGGCCACGUCAACUUCCUUCUCGGAGCACUGGUGCACGGUGCUGUGCUCAGGCACAUUAACGUGCACUCUCAGGCCCGCACCAUGGUCUACGCCAUCUCUAACGUCAUUGCCAUUGUGGCAGGCUUGAUGGGAAUCAUAGGAGGAAUAACGGCCAUUGUGCUGUCCAAGAACAAGAGGAACAGGAUCCUGAAGUGGGUCCUAUUGGUCUUCGGCCUCCUGGCCGGCCUCCUGGCAGUUGCCUCCACCUUGGCCUUGUCUGUUUCGAUUGUAAAAGCCAUAAUUGACAAAGGGAAGGGGCUUUUAACUCACUGCAAGUAUUCUGCUAAAGACGUCGGUUCUUCCAGCAUCACAUACGAAUGCCCCUUUGACCCCACCCGUAUCUAUGCGACCACAAUCAUUCUGUGGGUGCCUCUCAUCUUAAUGUCCGUGGUGGAAGCGGUGUUCUCCUUCCGCUGCUUCGCUGCCUGCACUUCAUACCUCUACCUGUGCCCGUGCAGGACGAGGCCUGUCCAUCCGAGAAGGGUGCGAAUCCAAAGAAGAAUUGACACCCCAACGCCAGCACCAGACCCAGAGAUCGACGCUGAAGGUGAUGCUGAAACUGAUGCUGAAGCUGAAGCUGAGCCGGUGGAGCAGGACGAUCUGCUGGAUAGCAGCACUAGAGUCGAGCAGAGCGAGUGGCUCUGAACCAGCUUAACCUAAUGUCAUAGGUUGUAUGUGAAGUUGUUGUCAUUUAUGUCUGUUACACAAUGAAUGUUUGGUGAGGUCCUUUGUCAGACAAACACAAAGACAUUUUAUUUCCCUCUACAUCACAAGUUUCUGUUUAUCUGAUAAAAUACUGCUGGUUUGAAAUAAUCUAAUUUUGUUUGUAUUGGUAUAAAAAUAAAUCUGUGUCGCCUGUA
Messenger RNA from Paralichthys olivaceus (Japanese flounder), 1128 nucleotides. RefSeq names its product transmembrane protein 54a (gene tmem54a). The record is from RefSeq and is a predicted model, not a curated record. Lineage: Eukaryota; Metazoa; Chordata; Actinopteri; Pleuronectiformes; Paralichthyidae.